GCGCAGGCGCCUUCUGCGCUGUUGCUUGGCGGUGUCGCGGAGGUGUUGCGAACUUGCCAGGACGUGGGUGGUGGGUCGUGGGUUUGGAAACGCCGGGGGUCCCGUCCGCCUGGCUCCCGGCGCCCCACGUUUCCACGGCCUUGGGCGCGUCCUGGUCAGGCCCCUUCAGCCCCGCCCUGGGCGCGUCGUCCCCCGAGCCUCCCGCCCUCCGGCUCAUCCUCCUCAGGUUCUCCUCCUCCCGCCCCCGGCGCAUCCUCCUCGGGGCCCCCGGCCCGCCUCCGCCCCCUCCGGCCCCCUCCGUGUCCCUCCCCGUCCCCACCCGGUCCCGGCCCGCCUCCGCCCCGGGCCCCUCCCCGUCCCCACCCGGUCCCGGCCGGUCCUCCUCAGGCCCCCGGCCCGCCUCCGCCCCUCCGGCCCUCUCCGUGUCCCUCCCCGUCCCCGGCCCCACCCGGUCCCGGCCCCCUCCGCCCCCUCCGGCCCCUCCCCGUCCCCACCCGGUCCGGGCCCGUCCUCCUCGGGGGGCCCCCCGCCCGCCUCCGCCCACGGCAGGAUGGGCGACAACACCAGCCCCAUCAGCGUGAUUCUGGUGAGCUCGGGCAGCAGGGGCAAUAAGCUGCUGUUCAGGUACCCCUUCCAGAGAAGCCAGGAGCAUCCGGCGUCCCAGACAAAUAAGCCUCGUAGCAGAUAUGCCGUCAACAACACUGGAGACCAUGCGGACGACCAGGAUGGUGAUUCCAGCGAGCCAUGUCCUCCAACCGAUGAGCGAUUGGUUGCAGGGUUUUCGGAUGUCAUUCUGGCAACAAUUUUGGCAACCAAGUCUGAAAUGUGUGGCCAAAAAUUUGAACUGAAGAUUGAUAACGUGCGGUUUGUUGGGCACCCGACACUGCUGCAGCAUGCUCUGGGGCAGGUUUCCAAAACAGAUCCAUCUCCGAAGAGGGAAGCUCCCACCAUGAUUCUUUUUAAUGUGGUGUUUGCACUGAGGGCCAAUGCGGACCCGUCGGUGAUAAACUGUCUGCACACCCUUUCCCGACGCAUCGCCACCGUGCUGCAGCAUGAGGAACGCCGCUGCCAGUACCUCACGAGAGAGGCCAAGCUGAUCCUGGCGCUGCAGGACGAGGUGUCCGCGGUGGCUGAUGCAAAUGAUGGUCCUCAGUCCCCAUUUCAUCACAUUCUGCCCAAGUGCAAGCUGGCCAGGGACCUCAAGGAAGCUUAUGACAGCUUGUGUACUUCAGGCGUGGUGCAGCUCCACAUCAACAGCUGGCUGGAGGUGAGCUUCUGCCUGCCUCAUAAGAUCCACUACGCCGCUGCCAGCCUCAUUCCACCUGAAGCCAUCGAGCGCAGCCUGAAAGCCAUCCGCCCCUACCACGCUCUGCUGCUGCUCAGUGAUGAGAAGUCCCUGCUGGGCGAGCUCCCGCUCGACUGCUCCCCGGCCCUGGUGCGUGUCAUCAAGACCACAUCCGCCGUGAAGAACCUGCAGCAGCUGGCCCAGGAUGCAGACCUGGCCUUGCUGCAGGUUUUCCAGCUCGCGGCCCACCUGGUGUACUGGGGUAAGGCCAUCAUCAUCUACCCGCUGUGUGAGAACAACGUCUACAUGCUUUCUCCCAACGCCAGCGUGUGUCUGUACUCCCCACUGGCCGAACAGUUCUCCCGUCAGUUUCCAGCUCACGACCUGCCCUCCGUCCUUGCGAAGUUCUCCUUGCCCGUCUCCUUGUCAGAAUUCAGGAACCCCCUCGCGCCCCCUGUGCAGGAGACCCAGCUCAUUCAGAUGGUGGUGUGGAUGCUGCAGCACAGACUCCUUGUCCAGCUGCACACCUACGUGUGCCUGAUGGCCUCGCCCAGUGAGGACGAGCCCCACCCUCGAGAGGACGAUGUCCCCCUCACCGCCAGGGUCAGCGGCCGCAGCCUCAGCACACCUAAUGCGCUCAGCUUUGGUUCCCCAACCAGCAGUGACGACAUGACCCUCACUAGCCCCAGCAUGGAUAACUCCAGCGCGGAGCUCCUUCCCAGUGGGGACUCACCACUCAACAAGAGGAUGACGGAGAACCUGCUGGCCAGCCUGUCCGAGCACGAGCGGGCAGCCAUCCUCAGCGUGCCUGCAGCCCAGAAUCCCGAGGACCUCCGCAUGUUUGCCAGGCUCCUGCACUACUUCCGUGGCCGCCACCACCUGGAGGAGAUCAUGUACAAUGAGAACACACGGCGCUCCCAGCUGCUCAUGCUCUUCGACAAGUUCCGCAGUGUGCUGGUCGUGACCACCCACGAGGACCCGGUCAUCGCCGUCUUCCAGGCACUGCUCCCCUGAGGCCAGGCAGGCCGCUGCCCUCCAUGUUCUCAUUCUCAUCCGGCCCUUGAAACAGCCCCAGUGUCCGAGCUCCCAGCCGGAGGGAGUGUCCAGGACUCAGGCCUGCGUGCUUCCCACACACAGAUUCGGGCCGUGCGUCUCUCAGACCCUCCUCCCAACCCUGGCCUCGUUCCCUGGCCCCCUCCACUGCUGCCUUCCACACGGCCACCCUGGGCGAUACGCAGAAACGUGUCUGAGGCCAAGAGCGGACGAGAGCCCGGCCCGGCCCCCGCUACAGCUUUCGUGUUCGCCACCAGGAGGCUCAUGACCAGGCUGUCACCCGGCCCCUCUUUGACACCUGCCUCACAAGGGCUUGGCCUGGUCCACAUCUUGGGGGUGAGUCUGCCCUGGUGCCCCCCACCCUCCCUCACACAGGCCUGAGGAACAGUGCGUCCAGCCUCCCGCACACCCAGGGCCUCCGAGUCCUGUCCUGGAGGGAGGACCGACGGCAAGCACACGGCCACGAGGGCGGCUCUGGCGGAGAUACAAGCAAUACUGUUUUCUAGACAUGAAGCGUUUAUUUGGUUUUUAAACAAUUAAAAAGCCUUGUCGGAGCUGACCCUUGCUCAGGCCCGUGCGUUCUGCUCAGCUGCUCUGUCUACCACGCUGACCCAGGGGCUGCCCCGGACAUAAAAGCGCAGGGGCUUCUGGGCCCACUCUCCCGCACGGCCAACGCCCACUCGGGCUGCCGCCACCACGACUGGCUCACUGGACCCCGGGGGGCUGCGCUCCAACCACAUAGCUUUGUCCAUGGCCAGGUCCCGCUGGUCGAAGCUCUUGUCGAUGGCCAGGGCCUGGCACAGCUUGGAGGGGCCGCUGCACAGCUCGCGGUCUUUGAGGGCGCGGCCCGUGGCGCCCCUGCGGACGGUGCUGCGAAGCUGCCGCAUGGUCUCCAGGCCCCCCAGGGGCUCCAGCGCUCGCAGUAGGACACAUGCCCCAUCCCCUGUGGGACACACAGACAGCCUAGAAAGCUGAGCCUCCGCAGGCUGUUGCCCUCCCUACCCCGGGGCACGUCCAGUGCUGUGGAGGUGCUGAGCACCCCUGCGCUCAGUCUCCAGACGUCUGCUGCCUCCACCUUCUGCAGACUCGCACCUGCAAGGUGGGCUGUGCCCACGAGGCCCGAAUGCCUGACCACUAGCUAGGGAGAACCUAUUCUUUAAGAAGCGUGGUGGGUGCUGGUAGCCGGCCUCCUCCCCGGCUUCAUCUGGUUUGGUGGCUGGCAGCACCUGUGAGGCUGGCAAAGGAGAUCCCCGAGGGCCAGUCGUCUGUGAGCACGGUCACCCCACCACGAAGCAGGAAGCCUCAGGCCUGGGCCAGAUUCUGAGCCGGCCCCAGGGUACCCCAUCUGCCUUACCCGCUCGGGUAAGCUGGAACCUUCCAAGCUGGAAGGUCGGCUCAGAACAGCUACCGGUGUGCUCACGCUGCUGGGGGAGCCCUGCCCAGUGACACAGGGGGAGACCAUGCGGGAGGAGAUGCUGGCACACAGCCCCUCACUCCCUGGGAUCCCUUCUAGCCCUGGCCCUUUGCGUAUCAGUCCAAGCUGCUUCAAGUUUGUUUUCAGUCAUGUCUGCACCCAACAUGGGGCUCAGACUCACAACCCUUGAGAUCGAGAGUCACACGCUGCACCACCUGAGCUAGACGGGCGCCCCAGUCCAAGCUACUUUUAGAGACCAGAGACCGCAGACGGACACUCUGGGCCCCAGGGCUCACGCAGGAAGAAGCAUCUGCCCCAAUUCCCUCAGUCUUGCAUGGCUGGAGACAGUGAGGACCCUGGCCACGAGAACUCAGCCUCCAGCAAGGCUGCUCCCCUAACCGGGCCACCCCCCGCCACCCCACCGGGGGGUCUGAGAGGCUCGGGUGGCCAGGCCAGUUUCUGCUCUUGGACCUUGGCCACAAAGGUCUCCCCACUGGCAUCUGGGAGCCCCGAGGGGACACAGCAGCCAGGCCCUCUCAAGUAGCCAGCAGCUGACCAGAUGCCCCUUAACCAGCCUGUUCUCCAAGGACCUCAAGAUACACUCGGGGUACACAAAGCCUUGGAAGUUAGUUCCUGUGCCUCUGUGAUUCCUGGGCUCCUCAGCCCGCCAGCCUCAGGGCUCCCUGGGGGUGCCACACAUGUCCCUCACUGUCCUGCAGAGCCCCUACACCUGGGAUGGAGUGGCCUCCUCCUCCAUCCCUACACCCCUACGCUGGAAUGCAUCUGAGUCCCUCAUCCUGAUGAAAACACGACACCCUAACCUCUUCCUGCCAAGUCUCCCCGUCCUUACCUGCUGGUCCUCCGUCUACACCACCUGCCCUCCGGGUUGGUUCUGUGCCACCCCCACCCUGAGGGCAGGCAGGCAAUGACCAUGUCCUUGGCCUCCCCUCCCCUUCACUCUGCCCAGAUGACCCUUGGCCUUGACUGUGUGGGCCUGACCACCUGUGUGGUUUCCUGCCCCCGCACUGACUUGACCUGGAUGGUCACAUGGCCAUAAAGUAACGCACCACCUCCAAUGUCUGCCCUGUCCACUGUAUCUCCCCCCACAACCCCAAAAUCCUGGGCUUCUCCCCUUCCGUGUUGACCACAGCCCUGGGCAAUGCUAGACUCUUGAGUUCAGUCCCACUUCACAAGAGGGGGUUGGUUCUCUUGCCAAAGUAAAGCCAGACAACCAAAGUAAGCUCCCCAGAAUGGCAAGAGGACCCUACCAUCCUCUGAUGUCCAGUCACUCAGCUUCACUCAACACCUGCUUUGUUUUGGGCACAGGAUCAGUCGCAGGUCCCCUGUAGGCCCUUUAGCCCCUGUGGCUCUGACACUGGACGUGUCCAGCUGUCUCCUCGCUGCAAUCACAACUCCCAGGUCGUUGGGAGUCAUUCAACAAAUGUGUGUGACACACAAUAUACCAGACCCCAAGCUUCUUA
Mirounga angustirostris (Northern elephant seal) is the source of this 5233-nucleotide messenger RNA. RefSeq names its product NPR3 like, GATOR1 complex subunit (gene NPRL3). Gene Ontology annotation, cellular component: GATOR1 complex. Bases 551 to 2299 code for a protein of 582 amino acids. The record is from RefSeq and is a predicted model, not a curated record. Lineage: Eukaryota; Metazoa; Chordata; Mammalia; Carnivora; Phocidae. Gene Ontology annotation, biological process: negative regulation of TORC1 signaling; cellular response to amino acid starvation; TORC1 signaling. The transcript is spliced from 14 exons.